CCAAAAAAGCAGUGUUCUGUGUACGUGCAUUUUGACAAGAUGUUGAUCAGCCCAGCAUCCUGUGUACGUGCACUUUUAACAUCUUGAUUGUCCAGCUGCUGCGUACGUGCUCAACAACAUGUUGUUCAGUCCAGCUUAUGUAACUUCCAGUAAGUAUUGGCUUACUUUGACCAUAUUGGGUAAUAAAACAGCCAUCCCAUCAUUUCCCGAAAUCAUGAGGGUGGGGGCCAGAAGAGUAUAACCGAUGCUGCGUGGUGUAGGAGGGGGCUUUGCAGCAGGUUUCCAGCCGAGGCAUUUAGUUCGAGGCUGAAGGCUGUCCCCAUGAAGUGUUGGUGAUGUAUUGCUGAAUUGUACAAAUAAAGCCCCACGCUGAGAUUGGAUAAACUGUCUCUCUCUUGUUUUUGAUAAGGAAAAAGAACCACAUUUGGUGACCACGAAGCGGGGAGUGGAGGUGUGCUCUUCGGAUCAUUUCUCAAUCCACUGAAACCUGACUCCGGGGCCCUUAUAGGAAAAGAGAAAGGAGCUCGUCUCUAGCGCAGGCGCAGACGGGCCAGUAGUUCCUGGAGACCAGGUGUACAUCAAAGUUUUCAGGAGGAAGUGGCACGAACCGCGGCGAGAGGGUCCCUACAAAGUGGUUCGAGCAACGCCAACGGCAGUCCAGGUCGAAGGAGGAUCGACGUGGCAUCAUCUGACACACUGCACGAAAGUCAAAGACAAAACUCAGGGCAGUAUUGUGUCUGACGUAACAAACCGGCAUGAUGGCCGAGGAAAAGAAGGGCGUGCUAAGCCUGAUAACAGUUCUGUUUUGGAUGACACUAGGGGGUCUGAUGGUGGUGCUGGAGGAGGUGAAGAUGGAGACGAUGGCCGAGGAGCAGAUCGUCGACCCAUCACAAGAGCAUACGCUAGACGACUUGGUCAACGACGAGGCAGCACACCGUGAUCAAGUUAAGUACAAUCCAGCAGGCCGGAUGCAACAUAGGUCAGCAUCCUUGCCUGCAUUCGACGUAGCAGUUGUUAAAACUGGUGUUACAACCACGAUUCCAAAUAAUGUUUUGACCACAAUUAAGAUAAAUAAAAUCCCUGACAGUGUGACCACAGUUCCAAAUAAUGUUUUAACUACUAGCGCUACUACUACUACUACUGUAAUCCCUGAUGUUUUGACUACCACAGCUCCUGUUGAAGAGGGGAGGUCCGACUGGAGCUCUUCCUCUCACUUACAGCUAGUGACUCCACUGAUUUUAAGACCUGAAACAACGCCAGUUAGCAAGUUAAGAAGUGUAACUACUAAGCCACCUGUUAGUCCUACAACUCCCACAGGAGAUGUAGCUGUGAAAUCUGAUUUUCCCACAGAAGCCUCUGGUAGUAACCAUGUUUGUAAUCUUACUCAGCAAGACCAAAAUGAACAAGAAGUGACCAAUCGCAAAGCUGUGCCUAAGCCACUAUUUGGGCCGAUUAGACCUGGGCCCGGGAGUAACACAGGACCUAUCUCCCCUAGAGCGGGCAGACCAUUGCCGAUAGAGGAUAGGCUUUGGGAUGCCGCCAUGCAAAAUAGUUGGUAUAAAUGGGCUUUGUAUACGACGAGAGAAAUGACUCCUAAUGACUGCAUAGUGUGCGCUCAAGCACCCGGAAUGUUACCUGAGGUUGUUCCAGAAAAAUAUACUUCUAGUGAAUGUGCCAUUACACAACGACGCACUUGUAAGACUAGAAAGGAAAUAGAGAUAAAUAAAAAGAUUCCACCUAUUCUUAAGUUGCCAUUGUGCGGAUUCCACUGCAGAUUGCUCCAUGGUACACGAGAUAAGCACAAAUAUGUUAAAAAAUAUGCAGAAUAUAACAUCUUAGAGGAAUGUGCUGAAUUUGCGAUCCAAACAGACCAAAAUGGUCCUCCAACGGACUACAAAAUUGAUUAUAGUGCUGAUUAUGAAUGUUUUGCAAGUGGAGGUUUCGCUGACAAUGGAGGAGUGGACGUAGGUAAUACAUCUGUCAACUGUAACGUCACUUGGGUAUUAUCCUGGUUCCCGCAUGCAAAUAUGACGCCACUUCUCAUUGAUACCCCUGUUUGGUAUGAAAACCCUGUAACUCUUAGUCAGGACUGUGAUAACAUAUCGAUGACGAUCCCCACUCUGGAUCUCAUAGGUGAGCAAGACAUUCCAGUGGCCGACAGCUACUGGAUGUGUGGUGGUGAUGUUUUAAUGAAUGUUUUGCCAAGUUUUUGGGUUGGGUUGUGUACGCUAGUACGUAUGAAAGUUCCAGUGACUAUCUUACAUGAAGGUGUGAGUGAAUUACUUCAGUUGGAGACUACCAAUAGACGUAGGACAAAGAGGUAUGAUGUGUUUGAUCAUAAAGUGCAUUUAAACGCCAUAGGACUGCCAACAGGAAUUCCCAUAGAAUUUCAAGCAAGAGAUGAGGUAGUAGCUGGUUUAGAGUCAAUUCUUCCUUGGAUAACAAUAAAUAAGAAUGUGAAAUGGAUCAACUAUGUUUAUUUUAAUCAGCAAAGAAUCUUAAAUUACACAGUAAAUAACCUUGGCCUCUUGGGUGAACAACUUCAUGCCACAGUCAAGAUGACUUUGCAGCAUGACCAGGCUUUGGACUGGUUGCUGGCCGAGAAAGGUGGGCUCUGUAAGUUUCUGAACUCCAGUGGGCAAGAAUGUUGCACCUACAUUCCAAGUAAUACGGCCCCUGAUGGUGCAUUUACUGAAGGAAUGAGGAAAUUGAAAGAUUUAAAGAUAGAGCUGAGGGAGAAUGCAGGCAGGGAAAGCUGGUCCUUAGACUCCUUAGCCCUCAAAUUGGGUCAGUGGGGAGCUAUUUUGGUAAAAGCAGGAAUUAGUGCAAUAGUAGUACUAAUUCUGAUUUCUCUAUUGGCAUGUUGCAUCCUACCUGUUGUGAGGAGACGGUGGGAGCGAACUCUGGCUGCCCAAAUGAACCUUGCUGUGUCGUCUCAAUACGUGCAAAUGGAAAUGGCCGCAAUGGACUCAGCACGACACCCAAUGUGCCUGAAGAACGGGACGGCUGAUGAGAUGGCAGUGGAGUAAGCUUUGCGUCUCAUCAGAGAUGUUGUUGUUGUGGUUACAUGCACUCGACUAAGGAAUCGGCCUCGAAGUCCUCUUCCAGCGACAAGACCCCUGCAGCAGUCAUCAAUGAAACUGAACUUGACUCGUGUGUUUUCUUCACUCCGUUUCUUUUUUUUUUUUUUCUCUUCCAGCUCUGCAACUGAGACUCUGACUCCGUUCUCUAUUUCGGUUGAGCAGUUGUGUUGUUACAUCUAGUAUAUUCGUAUAUUCAUUACAUUUACUGUUGUGUUUAACUUUUUAUAGGUUUAGUCACAUCAACAUCUCCUAGUUGUUCAUUCGUAUCCACGUCAAUCAUUUAUUUCAUAUGAGUUUGUAUUUUUGACUGCAUAUUCACAUACAGUUACUGGUUGCAAUAUUGCUAAGGGUAAUUAAUGCACGAUCGUACUCAUGAUUUUUUUUAUUCUCUGUUGGAAGGUAUCAUCACUUCAUUUUCUCUUAUGUGUGUUCUUUUGUUAAUUCAAUGUUACCUAAUGUCUGCCAUAUACUUAGGCUAGACUUGUAUGCUCACUCUGUGCGUUACGUGAUCGUCCUGUUGGGGCAGGAGGUCAAGGGGGAAUUUUCCUGUUAAGAACAGCGGACAGGUUUUUCGCCCUCUUACAGUGUGCGCAUGCAUUUUUGAUGUAUUGCUGGGGUGGUUAAAGACGACACAUUCAAUGUUGUGUCUUGCAGCUGAUACUUACUUUGCAGUUACUUCGUCGUUACAUUUAUAUCUAUAUAGUUUGGCUGAAGACUGCAGUAUAUUAGUCAUUUUGUCAUUUAACACCCAUUUACUGGUCUAUGUUAACAUUCAUUUAUGUGUUAUGUUAUUUGUUAUGUAGCCAGCUUGUUUAUGGGGGUGGACACCCCCAUGGGGGGGAUCUGUAGGAGCCAAAAAAGCAGUGUUCUGUGUACGUGCAUUUUGACAAGAUGUUGAUCAGCCCAGCAUCCUGUGUACGUGCACUUUUAACAUCUUGAUUGUCCAGCUGCUGCGUACGUGCUCAACAACAUGUUGUUCAGUCCAGCUUAUGUAACUUCCAGUAAGUAUUGGCUUACUUUGACCAUAUUGGGUAAUAAAACAGCCAUCCCAUCAUUUCCCGAAAUCAUGAGGGUGGGGGCCAGAAGAGUAUAACCGAUGCUGCGUGGUGUAGGAGGGGGCUUUGCAGCAGGUUUCCAGCCGAGGCAUUUAGUUCGAGGCUGAAGGCUGUCCCCAUGAAGUGUUGGUGAUGUAUUGCUGAAUUGUACAAAUAAAGCCCCACGCUGAGAUUGGAUAAA
Molecule: messenger RNA, 4319 nt
Organism: Nothobranchius furzeri (turquoise killifish)
Lineage: Eukaryota; Metazoa; Chordata; Actinopteri; Cyprinodontiformes; Nothobranchiidae
Source: RefSeq, a predicted model, not a curated record